Molecule: messenger RNA, 2876 nt
Organism: Sinocyclocheilus rhinocerous
Lineage: Eukaryota; Metazoa; Chordata; Actinopteri; Cypriniformes; Cyprinidae
Product: procollagen-lysine,2-oxoglutarate 5-dioxygenase 2-like
Exons: 20
Coding region: 270-2534 (754 amino acids)
Biological process (GO): peptidyl-lysine hydroxylation
Cellular component (GO): endoplasmic reticulum
Molecular function (GO): iron ion binding; L-ascorbic acid binding; procollagen-lysine 5-dioxygenase activity
Source: RefSeq, a predicted model, not a curated record
UCAAACACAGCUGUACUUGUUCAAUCACACUCACUCCUGUCACCCUGUCUGGGGAACAUCGAGGGCACCAUCACAGUCAGCUCGUUCUUGCGGGACUAAUCAGCACGUUUAUCACUACUGAUUUUCACUAGAAAUUACUUUACUUAGGUGACCUAUAGAGAGGUUUUAUUGCUGACCCCGGGGCUUCUCGGACUCACCGCGCGCUGACCAGCAGCAACUUCGCAAACUUGUUCGUUCACAUCGUCUCUGAGGACUUCACCGAAGCGGCGAUGGAGCAUCAUCGGUGCUUUUACGCGCUUAUUUUAACGCUGAUGUCCUGUGUUCAGUAUUCCCUGAGCAUGGAGAGAAAUAAGGAUAUUCCAACAGAAAAACUACUUGUACUUGCUGUUGCAACACAGGAGACGGAUGGCUUCCACCGCUUCAUGCAGUCAGCAAACUACUUCAAAUUCAAUGUGAAGGUGCUGGGGAUGGGAGAGGAGUGGAAGGGAGGUGAUGUGGGUCGAUCCAUCGGUGGAGGCCAGAAGGUUCGACUGCUAAAGGAAGCCAUGGAGUCUCUGGCUGACCAAGAGGACUUGGUGGUCUUAUUUGUGGACAGUUAUGACCUCAUCUUUGCUGGUGGACCUGAGGAGAUUUUCAGAAAGUUCCAAAAGGCCAAUCAUAAGCUGGUGUUCGCUGCUGAGGGAAUCAUCUGGCCAGAUUCUCGACUGGCAGAGAAGUAUCCUUCUGUCCGCAAUGGGAAACGCUUUCUUAACUCUGGAGGCUUUAUUGGCUAUGCUCGAUACAUUCAGAAGAUUGUGAACCAGUGGGACCUUCAUGAUAAUGAUGAUGAUCAGCUAUUCUACACAAAGGUCUACGUGGAUCCACUUCAGAGGGAAAAACUUAAUAUGACCUUGGACCACAAGUGUGAGAUUUUCCAGAAUUUGAACGGAGCCAUGGAUGAAGUUCUCCUGAAGUUUGGGACGGAGCGAGUGCGAGUGAGAAACACUGUCUACAACAGUCUACCAUCCAUUAUCCAUGGAAAUGUGAACACCAAGAUAUACUUCAAUUACUUGGCCAACUACAUCCCCAAUGUGUGGAACUAUGAGCAAGGCUGUACCAUCUGUGACCAAGACAUGGUGGAUUUGUCUCAGCUUAAAGAAUUUCCACAAGUGACUGUUGGUAUAUACAUUGAGCAGCCGAAUCCAUUCCUGCCAGAGUUCCUGGAGAGGUUCCUGGGUCUAGAUUAUCCCAAUGAUAAACUGAAUGUCUUUGUUCAUAACAGUGAGGUUUACCAUGAGAAGCACAUACAGAAGUUUUGGGAAGAGAACAAGGAUGUAUUCCGCAGUUUUAAAGUUGUUGGCCCCGAGGAGAACUUAACUCAAGGAGAAGCAAGGAACAUGGGAAUGGAUUUGUGCCGGAAGGAUCUUUCUUGUGAUUAUUACUUCAGCAUUGAUGCGGAUGUGAUGCUCACCAACCGACAGACCAUAAAACUCCUCAUCGAACAAAACAGAAAAAUAAUUGGCCCUCUUGUCACCCGUCAUGGAAAAUUGUGGUCCAACUUUUGGGGAGCCCUGAGCCUGGAUGGUUAUUAUGCAAGAUCUGAGGACUACAUUGACAUUGUGCAAGGAAAUCGUGUUGGUGUGUGGAACAUCCCCUUCAUGGCCCACAUCUACCUCAUAAAGGGCCAGACUCUGCGGAAUGAGCUCAAAAAUAGGAAUGUCUUUGUCUUGGAGAGAUUGGACCCCGACAUGGCCAUGUGCAGGAAUGCCAGAGACUUGACAGUACAGAGAGAAAGAGAAUCUCCUUCUCCGGAAUCAUUCCAAAUGCUCAGACCCCCACAGGGAGUUUUCAUGUAUGUUACAAAUCGUCAUGAGUUUGGAAGGCUUAUUUCGACUGCCAACUAUAACACAUCUCAUUAUAACAAUGACCUUUGGCAAAUAUUUGAAAACCCACUGGACUGGAGAGAGAAAUACAUCCAUCCCAACUAUACCCGAAUUUUCACUGACAACGUCUUGGAGCAGCCAUGCCCAGAUGUUUUCUGGUUCCCUGUGCUCUCGGAGAAAGCCUGUGAUGAGCUGGUGGAGGAGAUGGAAAACUAUGGUUCAUGGUCUGGUGGAAGACACAAGGACAAGCGUAUCACUGGAGGCUACGAGACUGUCCCGACAGAUGACAUUCAUAUGAAACAGAUCGAUUUCGAUAAGGAAUGGCUGCACUUUAUCAGAGAAUUCAUCUCCCCUGUCACUCUCAAGGUCUUCUCUGGCUAUUAUACCAAGAGCUAUGCCAUUAUGAACUUUGUGGUGAAGUACACUCCAAACAGACAAGCCUAUCUAAGACCACAUCACGAUUCCUCAACAUUCACCAUUAAUAUAGCUCUCAACAACAAGGGCUUAGAUUUCCAGGGUGGAGGUUGUCGAUUUCACAGAUAUAACUGUUCCAUAGAAUCUCCUAGAAAAGGUUGGAGCUUCAUGCAUCCAGGUAGACUCACUCACCUUCACGAAGGACUACCUACGACCAACGGUACACGCUACAUAGCGGUGUCCUUCAUAGAUCCUUAGACUCCCACAUAGUUCUAGUAGUUCUACACUAGGAAUUUACUAGCCUUGAUAUGUUUGUGUAGUGUCAGUUGUUUGUCUGUUUUUACUGAUUUAUUCUUGGUUUAUGUGUUGUGUGGCUGUUUGUAUUUGCUGUCUUUUGAAACAUUUACUACUGUCGAGAGAAAAUGCUGUUCAACAUAAGUUUAAUAAAGUCGACUGAUGCAUACACACACAUACACAUACACGCGCACGUGCAUUCUGGUAUACUUUCAUACAUAUGAACCUUGUUUCAUUACUCAAAAUUAUGAGAGAUUUGACCAUAAUUUUGUACUUGGGCAAAAAAACAAAUCAGGUGAGGUCAGU